Messenger RNA from Sphaerodactylus townsendi, 1563 nucleotides. RefSeq names its product spondin-2-like. Bases 88 to 1077 code for a protein of 329 amino acids. Gene Ontology annotation, biological process: cell adhesion. The record is from RefSeq and is a predicted model, not a curated record. Lineage: Eukaryota; Metazoa; Chordata; Lepidosauria; Squamata; Sphaerodactylidae. Gene Ontology annotation, cellular component: extracellular matrix. The transcript is spliced from 7 exons.
ACAUGAACAGAGGUGAGAACGGCUCGGCUGUGAGAAAAAGCCCGUGCUCCUUGGUUAUAAGCACUUCAGAGGAAACAGCGCCAGGAAAUGGAAAACUUAGUCCUCUCCAGCUCCUGCAAAGUCACUGUGACUCUCCUUUUAACCAUUCUGGGCUGUGCCAGUUGUCUGCCUCUUGACGAUGAUUCAGUUUGCACAGCAGAAGAACUUGCAAAGUACAGCAUCAUCUUCACAGGGAAAUGGAGCCAAGUUGCUUUCCCUAAACAGUACCCACUGUAUAGGCCUCCAGCACAGUGGUCACCACUUUUGGGCGUGGCCCACAGUUCUGACUACAACAUGUGGAAAAUGAACGAGUUUGUCAGCAAUGGUAUGCGUGACUUUGCUGAAAGAGGCGAAACAUGGACCUUAAUGAAGGAAAUACAAGCAGCUGGAGAAAAAAUCCAAAGUGUUCAUGGAAUCUUCUCUGCUCCUGCCAUUUCCUCUGGUACAGGUCAAACCUCCACAGAUUUUGAAGUGCAUUCAAGACAUCCCCUUGUUUCUUUUGCAGUAAGAAUUGUGCCCAGCCCAGACUGGUUUGUGGGUAUUGACGGCUUAAACCUGUGUGACAACAAUCACUGGAAAGAGCAAGUAUCAGUGGAACUCUCCCCACAUGACGCUGGGACUGACAGUGGCUUCACUUUUUCCUCCCCCAACUUUGCUACUAUCCCGCAGGAGCCUGUGACAGAGAUCACUUGUUCUUCUCCAAGUCAUCCAGCAAACUCAUUUUAUUAUCCCAAGCUUAAAAAUCUACCAUCUAUCGCCCGAGUAAACAUUAUAAAACUCAAAAGAAGCAAACUGGGGUUUCCAAUUCCUCAGUCCAAUAUGACUGCAAUAGAUAAUGAAAUAGGAGAUACAGUCUCAGAAACUCCUCUGGACUGUGAAACAUCGCUCUGGUCUUCCUGGGGCCUUUGCAAAGGCAUGUGUGGACAUUUGGGGCUGAAAAGCAGAACACGCUACAUACAUCUGCAUCCUGCCAAUAAUGGAACGCCCUGUCCCAACCUGAAUGAAGAAACAGAAUGUGAGCCAGACAAUUGUGUCUGAUGUGCUCUCUAUUAGAGCAUUAGUUAGAUAAUUUAAAUGGCAGACUUCCAUACUUAAUCUAUUUUAUGCCUGUGAAUAUGCUUAAGAGGUUAAAUAGCUGUAAUAUUUUGUUGAAAAUAUUUGACACUGAAUUUAGUUUGCUCUACCAGUAAAAUUAUCUUUUACUGAGAACACUGCAGCACCCCCUAGUGGUAGAAAAUUUGACAGACUUUGUAGUUUGGUUUUCAUUCAUGUAUGACUUCAAGAAUUACCCUGGGUGAUUUUGGAAGGUAUGUCUAUUUACUGUGUUUCUCUUAAUUAUUUUGCUAUAAUUUAUUGAAUGAUGGUGUUUUCUUCAUGAUCAUAAUUAACACAGAAGAAUGUAAAAAAAAUAGUAGAUUUGUAGUAUGAUGUUCAACAUAAUGAUGCGAAGUAUGCUUUUUAGAGAGAUCCGUGUGCAAAACAAGAAAGGUUUUUUUCCACAAGAAUAAAAACAAUGUCUGUUUA